AUUGAUCUAAUCCUCAAAGUUUCCGCCUUUAAGAAUCCAUAUCUGUUGUGAUCUUUAGGUCAAAGCAACCCUUUUUUUGAAUCGUUUCCUUCGAUUUGAUCGCUCUGACAUAAACAAAACCUAAUCUUUAUGGAUCCGAUGAUCUAAAGUUUCAUGCUUUCUCACUAAUCAAAUCUCCAGGACGUUGAUUGUAAUCAUGGAGCGGUUAACAUCGCCUCCUCGUCUAAUGAUUGUCUCAGAUCUUGACGAAACAAUGGUUGAUCAUCAUAAAGAUCCAGAGAAUCUAUCUUUGUUGAGGUUUAAUUCAUUAUGGGAAGACGCUUAUCGACACGAUUCGCUUCUUGUUUUCUCAACAGGAAGAGCACAAACAAUGUACAAGAAACUGAGAAAAGAGAGACCUUUGUUAACCCCUGAUGUUAUUAUUACAUCUGUAGGAACUGAGAUUGCUUAUGGUAACUCCAUGGUUCUUGAUGAUAAUUGGGUUGAAAUCUUGAAUAACAAAUGGGACCGAGGAAUCGUCCAAGAAGAAACCAGCAAGUUCCCUGAGUUAACUCUUCAGGGUGAAACUGAACAGAGGCCACACAAGCUUAGUUUUAACAUUGACAAGAGUAAGGUUCAGGCAGUGACGAAAGAGCUAUCUCAGCGGUUGGAGAAACGUGGCGUUGAUAUCAAGAUAAUUUUCAGUGGAGGAAACGCUUUCGAUGUUUUACCACAAGGUGGAGGAAAGGGACAAGCUCUUGCUUAUCUGCUAAAGAAGCUCAAGACUGAAGGAAAACUCCCUGUUAAUACUCUUGCUUGUGGGGACUCUGGAAAUGAUACUGAACUAUUUACCAUUCCCAAUGUUUAUGGUGUCAUGGUAAGCAAUGCUCAAGAAGAGUUGUUGGAGUGGUAUGCUGAAAAUGCGAAAGACAAUCCAAACAUAAUCCACGCGAAUGAGAGGUGUGCGGGUGGGAUUAUACAAGCCAUUGGUCACUUUAAGCUUGGUCCAAACCUAUCUCCAAGAGAUGUUUCUGACUUCUUGGAGUGCAAGGCGGAUAAUGUGAACCCGGGUCAUGAGGUAGUGAAGUUUUUCUUGUUCUACGAGAGAUGGAGACGAGGUGAAGUUGAGAACUGUGAGACAUAUACAGCAAGCCUCAAAGCUUCAUGUCAUCCUGCUGGUGUCUUUGUUCAUCCAUCUGGUGCUGAAAAGUCUCUCAGAGACACCAUUGAUGAGCUUGGCAAGUACUAUGGAGACAUGAAAGGGAAGAAGUUUCGGGUUUGGACUGAUCAGGUCUUGGCAACAGACACAACUCCAGGGACUUGGAUAGUAAAGCUUGAUAAAUGGGAGCAGAUAGGGGAUGAGAGGAAAUGCUGCACAACAACGGUCAAAUUCACCUCAAAGGAAGGAGAAGGGUUUGUGUGGGAACAUGUGCAGCAAAUAUGGUCGGAGGAAACAGAGAUAAAGAAGGAUGAUAGCAACUGGAUCAUCUGAAUUCCAUUAAACCAUUACAAUUUACUUUUCUUUUUAUUCCUGAAAACCUAGAAAAACAAGUUAUUGAUGAAUCUUGCAGUCAAAUCUUCUUUAUAGACCCCAAGAGGAGAGACAUGUACCGAGAGCAUCAUCUCUCCAGGUUUUGGUAGCCUCCUGAGUCUCUGGUGUCAUUCCAAAUGAGAGUCUUUGCCCAUUUACCUGCAAAAUAUUUAAGUAUCAUUAUAGAGUCUCUUCUUGUAUAAAGAAAAUCUAAAUUCUUGC
This is a messenger RNA of Arabidopsis arenosa, 1732 nucleotides long. NCBI's taxonomy places the organism in Eukaryota, Viridiplantae, Streptophyta, Magnoliopsida, Brassicales, Brassicaceae. The record is from the annotation of a GenBank genome assembly.